AUGGAAUGCCAUGCAUUCCUAGCCCAUGUCGUUAACGAAAAGCAGGAAGUUAAAGACCUCGAGAGCAUCCCCGAAGUCUGCAACUUUCCUGAUGUCUUCCCCGAAGAUCUUCCAGGAAUUCCUCCCGAGCGCCAAGUCGAGUUUCGUAUCGACUUAGUUCCUGGAGCUACUCCGGUAACUAAAUCUCCAUAUCGUCUAGCGCUAGCAAAAAUGCAAGAGUUAUCCAGCCAGCUCAAUGAGCUGAUCAACAAAGGAUUCAUAAGACCGAGUUCCUCACCCUGGGGAGCCCCAAUUUUAUUCGUGAAAAAGAAAGAUGGAUCCUUUCGGAUGUGCAUUGAUUAUCGAGAACUGAACAAGCUUACCAUCAAGAACCGUUAUCCCUUACCCAGAAUCGACGACCUCUUUGAUCAGCUUCAGGGAGCCAAUUACUUCUCUAAAAUAGAUCUAAGAUCAGGGUACCAUCAGUUACGAGUUCACGAGAAUGAUGUUCCCAAGACAACAUUUCGAACUCGUUAUGGACACUACGAAUUUGUAGUAAUGCCCUUCGGUCUAACCAACGCACCCGCGAUAUUCAUGGAUCUGAUGAAUCGGGUGUGCCGCCCUUUCUUAGACAAGUUUGUAAUCGUGUUCAUUGAUGAUAUACUUGUCUACUCUCGGAGUGAGGAAGAUCAUAGACAGCACUUGAGACAGGUGUUGGAAACACUAAGGGCGGAGAAACUUUAUGCAAAAUUUUCAAAAUGCGAGUUUUGGAUCAGAAAAGUAACCUUCCUUGGUCACGUGGUUAUCGAGGAAGGCAUACAUGUAGACCCUUCCAAAAUCAAAGCGAUUGAGAAUUGGUCAGCACCGAAGACGCCCAUAGAAAUCCGUCAAUUCUUGGGUCUCGCUUGCUAUUAUCGCAGGUUUAUCCAAAACUUCUCCAAAAUCGCUAAGCCUUUAACCACCUUGACACAGAAAGGUGUAACCUUUAGUUGGGGAGAAAAGCAAGACACUGCGUUUCAAACAUUGAAGCUGGCCAUAUGCAUCGCACCUAUCUUGUCCCUGCCCGAAGGGACGGAAGACUGCGUUGUCUACUGUGAUGCAUCCAAUCAGGGCCUAGGUUGUGUGCUCAUGCAGCGAGGAAAGGUUAUCGCCUAUGCCUCGAGGCAGCUGAAAACCCACGAAGUCAAUUACACAACUCACGAUCUAGAGUUGGGAGCAGUGGUCUUUGUGUUAAAGAUUUGGAGACAUUAUCUCUAUGGAACCAAGUGCACUGUCUUCACCGACAAUAAGAGCUUACAACAUAUCCUUGACCAGAAAGAGUUAAAAAUGAGGCAACGGCGAUGGGUAGAGCUACUCAGUGAUUAUGAGUGCGAAAUACGCUAUCAUCCCGACAAGGCUAAUGUGGUAGCAGAUGCCCUCAGCUGCAAGGAGUAUUCAGGUCGUAGAGUGAAGGCACUGACAAUGACCAUCCAUUCCCAAUUAUCCGCGCAAAUCAGAGAGGCUCAGCUGGAAACCUUAAAACCAGAGAGUAUGUCGAAUGAAGCCCUGAGAGCAAUGGAAAAGAACUUAGAGGAUCCUCAAAACAGAACUCUUUCUCUAGUGUGUACAAUCAAGCCGGUGCCGUCCCGCGAUCCUGAGAAAAAACCUGAAAUACAUAACACAUAA
Messenger RNA from Lactuca virosa, 1644 nucleotides. NCBI's taxonomy places the organism in Eukaryota, Viridiplantae, Streptophyta, Magnoliopsida, Asterales, Asteraceae. The record is from the annotation of a GenBank genome assembly.